CGUGGUUCUAGUUUGUACUAUAAUUGUGUUGUCAACAACAACACUCAUACUAUUUCAUUUACAAAUUUUAGUACCGUAUAUAUGUACAUACAAAAAUGUCAUAUCAGACAUUCACAGGUGAUUUAAAAAGUGAAGUGGAUAGUAGCUAUACUGUCUGUAAUAAUAGCAAUAAAGAAAUUGUGAACGAAGAAGCAUUCAACCUUAAUGAAUUCGGAAUUCUUGACGGAGAUGCGAAGAAAGAAAGUGACGAUUCGCAUUCUCGAACUCAAUUAGAUGCAAUGAAGGAAGAAAAACUUGAUACUUCUGAAAAUAAUUUAAACUGCACGAAGCAGACAAUUCAAUACGAUUCUACAUAUUCAGAAAGUCAGAAUCUUAAGCAGGAAUUAAACUCUAUAAAACAUGUAGAAAAUCCAACGAAUAACUUGCUUAAAUAUAGUAAUCAAAAUUCUAUUACCGAGAAAGAACGUGAUAAAAAGGUUUCUGUCGAAAUAAUGUCAAAUAAAAGAACACGAUUCACGAAGGAGUUAACCGGACAAAUCGACGCUAAUCCAUUUUUAGAAAAAGAAACUAGUGAUGUUGGCGAACAUUUCAAUGAGGUACAAGAAAGUUCAGAAAAGAUGUUUUUCACAGAAUCCCCAGAGAUACUUGCAGAAAGUAUUACUGUAAACGUUGAAGAAACCCAGUCCGAUGCUUUUCAGAGCAUAGAUGCAGUAGGGACCGAGGUAACGAGUAAAUCCACAAUUGAGAAUUUCAAAAUUUGUCAAAACGGAGAAAACACAAAUCAGAGUGAUGAUAUAAUUCAAAGAGACGUAAAAAAAAUGAAGCUAAAUCGAGUUGCCGUUAAUUCGAAUGAUCAUACAAACUUAGCAAUAUCGUGUGACAAAACCGCAGAUAAGACUAAGCCUCACGAGGGGAGUAAAAACAAGCUUGAACUACAAAAAUGCAUGAAGGAUCCACGAGAAGAAGUUGAACUAAAAGAACACGGAAAAACAAAAUUUGCACCUACUGAAAUCCUGAACUCAGAAUCAGAUUUAUACAAACGUUCCGCUUCAAAUAUUAGUAAAGAGAUGAGGGAAGACCCAACGGUAAACAUCGAAAAGGAAAAAUACACGGACUCAAAUAAUGCUACAGAUGAUCAAAAAAAAAAAAGAGUAAACACUCCAGUUGAAAAAAACAAUAAUAAUAAUAUUAUACAAACUGAUACUCGUGACAAAAUACAUAGUUACAAACGCAACAAAAAAAAAAAUGGAUGCAGUGAUGAUAAGGUUAAUAAGGAAAAACAUGUACAAGUUGAUGAGAAGGGUCAAAAAAUUGUUAAAAACUGUCUGAGUGAUACUGAAAAUGAUCGUCAUUGCGUUAAAAAAAAUGGAAAGGGGGAAAAAAAGAAAUUCGAUAUUGUUGAUGAACAAGAAGAAGGCGUCGAACUAAAGGUGAAAAGUAGGCAGAAAGACAACGAAACGGUUCGGGAAGAAGAAAAAGGGGAAAGUCUUGUUGAAGAAACUGAAGUAAGUACUGAAGAAGAAGAAGAAGAAGACCAAGAAGAACAAGAAACUGAAGAAGAAGCUGCAGAGGAAGCUGAAGAAGAAGCUGCAGAGGAAGCUGAAGAAGAAAUUGAAGAACAAGCUGAAGAAGAAACUGAAGAACAAGCUGAAGAAAAAGCUGAAGAACAACCUGAAGAACAAGCUGAAGAAGAACAGCAAUACCCUGUAGAUGAGUUUGAAGACACGGAUGAAAAAGGAGAAUAUAUGGAUCAAGGCGAUGAAGAGGAGGAAGAGGAUGACGAUGAAGAAACGGGUCAUGAUGUUGAUGAGACGUUACAAGGGUUUAUAGUUAACGAAAUACCGGCCAACGAAGUUCCGAGUGAUCAUUACGAGGAGGAUGAGGAAGAAAUUUUAACCUUAGAUGAAGAUGAUUUAGAAUUAAUAGCUGAGAAUACUGGAGCUCCCGCGAUUAAGACCCACAAAUCAAAAAGAUCAAAAUUUAGACGGCUUAAGCGAUUUGUGGACGACUAUACGAGUGACGAUGACAACGAAAAAUCUCAGGACGUUGAGCUAAAAACGUCAGUUAUAAAAGAGAAAACGAAAUCAAGAAUGUCUUCGUUAGAAGAACAAGAAGAUUUAAGUGAUUUGUACGGGGAUAAUGAUGAUUUGAGUCUUUCUGAUGAUAAGUCAGUUUCUGAUAUGAGUGACUAUGGAGUAGACAUAGAAGUUUCGUCUUUGAUUCGAAAUAUUUUCGGAGAUGUACGUACUGUGUUUGAAAUAUUAGGAAGGCGCCGACGCGUUACAAAUGAUGAUUAUUCUUACGAAUACAAAGCUGCAUACGAGAAAAAUUGUCGCUCCAUCACAACGAAUUCGUUAAACUCGAAAAAUUCACUACUGGGUGGAGAAGCACCCUUGCAGUUACGAUCAGAAAAAAAUUCUGGAGAAACGGAAGGAGGUCUGAAUUGUGACUCUGACUCAAUGUUGUGGCAAUUAGACAAACCGGAACGUCAUUCUCACCGUUACAAAUUAAGGAAAGCACAUUAUACAGAUGACGAACUAAAAAGGGAGGCGGAAUGGAUAAGCUUGCAAUUAGUGUCUAACAGUCCUAUACAUUUUGUGAAUCAUGAUCCUUUUUCUUUAAAAAAAAUUUAUCAAAGCACAUUUGGAGCGAAAAGUAAUUACUACGAUCCUGAAACGACAUCAGUUAUUGAGGAUAUUGAGGAGAAAAUUUGCUUGUUUUUAUAUUUCCUACUCAAUGAACAUCUUGAGGUGCCAGUAAUAAUGCUGCAUCAUGGGCAUCGUCUAUGUCCUCCACUAAAUGAGCGUUUCGCAUGGUAUAUUGUGGAAAUGGAUCAACAAUGGUCAUCCUUGUCUAAAGAAGCUCAGUUUGUGUCAAAUCUUCUUGCUCGACUACCAAAGGAGGAUCCAGAUAUUAGUAUUCUUACUGAAAAAAUAAAUAAUUUUAAAAAUGAACAAGACGUUGAGGAUGUCCGGCAUUAUAUUAGUUUCUAUUACUCUGAUUUAGCCUUUAAUGAUUCAAUACGAAAAGGACGGAAACAAGCCUCUUCAUUUACAGGAGUGUCUUGGAAUGAUAGCCAGCAUUACGGAAUUGAAAAAAAUUGGACACCAUUUUUAUUAACUCCUUCGGAGCUUGCAAAAAACAUUGAAAUGUCGGAGGUAUUCACGAACUUAAUAGCCUCUCGCUUCACGGUAACAAACACAGAUUUAAACGUAGAAAAAUUACCAUUUAGAGAGCCACCUUUAGUUGACCAAUCAAUGGAAAGCUUAAAUUCAUGGCUCUCUUCACUUGUAGUUGGACCAUUUAAUUCAAGUUCCAGAGUUUUAGAGGCGAUUUUGUCCUUAGAAUCACGAAAGCUUUCGGUUUCUGUUCAAAUACGCGAACUGCUGCGGCGCUGGUUUUACAAUGUUGCGGCAAUUACUACGGUAUUAACCCCUGUUGGAGAAAACAUUGUAAAUUUAGGUCAUCGAACGUGGGCAGCCCUUAAUUUACGAAGAAAGCCGGUAAAAGAAUUAAUUAGCUUUGCGUUGAAAUUCGACGAAGAAGCGAGUACAUAUGACGAGUACCGUCAUCAGCUUACCCAAAAAGAAUACAUUUGCCGCAAAGCUACAGCGUUUUUGGAUAUUCUAGACGCUGAAUCGAAAGGUCAUGUGACUCUUAUUAUUCAUCCUGUUGGAGAAAAUGAAGUUCUCCCCUGGAGAGACGAUUCCGAUUCUCUUGCAUUAUCAGUUUAUAAAAAAAAUGAUUUGUUACUGUUGGAUACACAAUCAUAUGAUAAGAUGGACGCGGAAACUUUAAAUACACUUAUUGAUAUCUUAACUAAUCUUUACGUAAUAUCGCCAACAUCAAUAUGGGCAACAGAAGUUCAAAAAAAAAUUUUAAAACGUUUAGUUUUUAACGAACUAAUUAAAUUUUUCAGAAAAGAAUUAAGAAAACGAUUACAGUGCCGAGCUGAAGAUUGUGUUGCUUUUUUGUGCUAUGAUUCUCUUAAGUAUCGACUUAGUUUACAAUCUUAUAGGAAUCAAAAAGGAAAAUCGUUCCGCGACCGAAAGAAUAUUUCUAACAAUAAACUAUCGAAUUAUUCAGAUUCAGAUUCGUCAGCUUCUUCAAAAGAUGUGGACGCAUUGUCAGAUGAACAAAGAGAUUUCUCGUUGUACACGUCACCCCGCGUGUGUGGUCUUAUUGUGCACGAAGAAGGAACAACAAUAGAUAUCCACGUGUUGUGCGUUGAUCGUAACGGUUUUCCAACACACUUUGCGCGUAUCAAUUCUUUUUCUGUCGCUGAUCGCAUGACUGCUAGACCACCAUUAACCGGUGUUCACUGGAAAACAGACGAAUCUCGGAAAAAAAUGUUGCAAGAGUUUCUUGAGAAAUCUGCCUGCGAGGUUGUGGUUAUAGGAGUGUCCGGAUUCUCAUGUCGCUAUAUAAAAACAAUUGUAGCGUCGCUUCUUAAGGAAAUGAGCAAAAAAUCCCGAUUUGACAUAUUAUUUGGGUCCUUAGAAAUCGCUCACUUAUAUGUUACUUCAACUCUGUGUUCAAAGGAGCAUAAAAGAGCAUACGGAAUAGAAGGCUGCCAAGCUAUUGCGAUUGCUCGGUUUAUACAAGAUCCAUUGUCCAGCUACGUACAGUUAUGGCAUGAAGAUUCAACAAGCACUAAUUUAUUACAUUACUUGCGUUAUCACCCAUCCCAACAUCUGAUACCUCCUGAACGGCUACAAAAUGUUUUAGAGCAAGCCAUCGUUACAGCAGUCGCUUCUGCAGGGGUGGACAUAAAUUUAAUACGGAACAAACCUCAUAUGCAAUGUUUGUUAAAAUUUGUACCUGGUUUAGGACCGAAAAAAGCAGAAUGUAUCAUGUUUAACAUGAAUAAAACUUUAACAUGUCGAUCAGAACUACUAAAACUAGAACUAACGAACACUUCAAAAACAAAUUUAAAAAAUGCUUCAAAUUCUUUUUACAAUAAUUCCGAUUCUUCUGCACAAAUUGUAGGCCCUGUGGUAUUUAACAAUUGCGCUAGCUUCAUUCGUAUAAGUCGCUCGAUCUGCUGGGGUAAAGAAAGUGCAGAUCCAUUAGCUUGCACGCGAAUACAUCCCACUUAUAGCUACAGUAAUGCAUACAAAACGGCUCGCGACGCCUUUGAACAUGUCAAGCGGCUUACUCCCCAAGAUUGUGCAAUUUCUGUUAUGCGCAACCCUAGAUGUUUAGAUGAAUUGGACCUCGAAGAAUAUUCGUACAUUUUGGAGUCAAGGAACCAACCUCGUAUGUUACCUCAUGUAGAAAUGAUAAGAAAGGAACUUGAAAGUCCAUUCCACGAUUCACGGCAUCCUUUUCAAGAACCUGUAAAAGAAGAUUUGUUUUAUCUUUUUACUAAGGAGAAUUCUUUUGAAUUUCGACCAGGAACAGAGGUUCUCGCACAUGUCGUUGAUACGCGAAGCAAGGGCGCAGUUACUUUUAUAAUUCCUCCGUCAAACGUUGUAGGGAACGCCACGGACUCCGAUGAAUAUGUAUCGCAAGAAAGUAGUAGCAAUAGGAAUUAUUCUUCCAAACAUGAAUUUUCCUUUACAAAAUCUUCUCAAGUCGUUUUAGCAUUGGGAAACCUUAUAUCAUGUUACAUAAAAAGUAUCGAUUUUUCACAUUUUUCCGUAGAACUUGUUCUGUCUGAUAAAAAUUCGGCUAGAUUUUUAUCUAGUUUACUUUUCUUACAAAACCCAGGGUUAGUUUCCCCUUGUUAUACUUUUGAAAGGAUUUUAUCGUAUAUUUGCCAACACAAAAGAAAAAGAGGGUUGUCAGCGUCAAUGGAGGAAAAAAAAAAACCUUAUCGUUUCUCGUCAUUCAAGCGAAUCGAUCAUCCAAGAUUUAGACUAACCUCACCAUCCAAAGCAGCUUAUGAAUUAAAGCAUGGUAAUAUAGGAGAAGCGCUUAUUACACCCUUUGAGAAAUCACAUAACGUGUAUAUCCUUACGAUAAAAGUGUGUACGGAUCCUCUCAUGAUGAAAACAGUACAUAUACAGGAAAAUUAUUUAAAUGAUAAAGGUUAUAAAGUUGGAAGCAAAUUUUAUGUUGAUAUUGAUUUAAUAUUUGGGGAGUAUGUGGAGGGGUUAAGGAUUAACCUCAAUGAAACAUUUUCUUUCGAGAAAUAUUACAAUGGACGCGAUGUUAAAGAAGUCGAAAAUAUUUUAGUUACAAAGCAAAGAUCAAAAGAGUCAUCAUCUGGUGUAUCAAACAUUGAAUGGGGAAUCACGAUUGACUCCAAUUAUCCAAUGAAUCAUCCUGGCGUCCGUUUUCAUUUAAUCGCAAUUACUUCAAAUAAAUCGUCUAAACAGAUUCCGGGAACCUACGCAGUUUUGAAAGACGGUAUAUACGUAACGUCAGAAGGUUUCAAGCUAUGGAACCAAAAAGAAGUAUCUCUUCGUCAACUAACUAACUGGUGGAAAACCCGCGGUUUUUUCCAGAGAGCUAAAUUAAUUAACGAAUAUAAUUUGACUAAGAGAAAUAUGGUCAAAAAUAAGAAUAGUACUUCAAGACGGGUAAAUUAAAAAUUACAUUAAUUACAAUGCUUUUUUAAAAAAGCGGGAAAUUUACAUUUUUUUAAAAUAAUUUAAUUGAAGGAAUUCAUUUUUUUUUUUAAAGCUUCUACUUAGCUUUUAAAAUGGAAACGAUGAAAAUUUGUUUGUAUUCAUGGCGUAUGGCACUUAACGUUUAUUGAACAAACCUGAAGUUUUUUUUU
This is a messenger RNA of Hylaeus volcanicus, 6727 nucleotides long. Its product is annotated as transcription elongation factor SPT6-like. Gene Ontology annotation, biological process: transcription elongation-coupled chromatin remodeling; mRNA transcription by RNA polymerase II; nucleosome organization. Lineage: Eukaryota; Metazoa; Arthropoda; Insecta; Hymenoptera; Colletidae. Gene Ontology annotation, cellular component: transcription elongation factor complex. The transcript has 13 exons. The coding region runs from base 96 to 6536 and encodes 2146 amino acids. Gene Ontology annotation, molecular function: nucleosome binding; histone binding. The record is from RefSeq and is a predicted model, not a curated record.